This is a messenger RNA of Calypte anna (Anna's hummingbird), 1511 nucleotides long. It is a transcript of the gene C8H1orf21, whose product is annotated as chromosome 8 C1orf21 homolog. The record is from RefSeq and is a predicted model, not a curated record. Lineage: Eukaryota; Metazoa; Chordata; Aves; Apodiformes; Trochilidae. The coding region runs from base 412 to 777 and encodes 121 amino acids. The transcript is spliced from 7 exons.
CCCCGGCUCCCUGGAUCGGCCGCUCCGCGUCCGCCCGCCGCCGCCGUCGCUACCGCCGCGCUCGCACACAGUUGGAGCCGCCUGGUUUCACCCCCUCUUUUCCCCCCUCCCCUUCUUCCCCCCAUCUCCCCGUCCUCUCCAGCCCGGGUCCCGAACCGCGCCCGGCCCCUGACGGCGGCUCUCCGCGGGGAUAGCAGCUCCGAGCGGCGGCUCGGGAGAAAGCAUAUGAAAUAAUGGUGGAACAAAACCAGCUGCCAGUGAAGACACUUGAACUACAGAGCAAGCUGUUUCUGAGAAAAGUAAAAGUGUCUUGAAAACCACACGGGAAGGUGGAUUAUUUUUCAAAAAAUGAAUGUGCAUCUCUAGACAUGAUUUGUGGUUCAGUCCAGCUGGAGCUGUCUGAAUGAAGCUAUGGGCUGUGCCUCCGCCAAGCAUGUUUCUACUGUACAAAAUGAAGAGGAAACUCAGAAGGGGAAAAACUACCAGAACGGAGAUGUGUUUGGUGAUGAGUAUAGGAUCAAACCAGUGGAAGAGGUCAAAUACAUGAAAAAUGGGGGAGAAGAUGAUCAGAAAAUAGCAGCCAGGAACCAAGAAAACUUGGAAAAAAGUGCCAGUUCAAAUGUAAGACUUAAAUCUAGUAAGGAGAUCCCAGGAUUAGUGCAUCAACCCAGAGUAAACAUGCACAUCUCUGAAAGCCAACAAGAAUUCUUCAGAAUGCUGGAUGAAAAAAUAGAAAAGGGUCGGGAUUACUGUUCAGAAGAGGAGGAUGUCACAUAGUGCCAAUUCUGCUGCUGCUGCUGCCAGGAGUACUACUGUGUAAAUAGAUUCCAACCCAGUCAAGACCUUUUGGAAGUCUUCUAUAGUGAACAGCACUACAUAAGAGAAGAAGAUAAUUUCCACAUUAUAUGCUCCAUUCAGUUACAGUGUUUCUUAAUUGAACUGAUGAGGAAUAUUGCUAAGAACUCGUAAGGAACUGCUUUUGUUGCUGCUAGUUAAAACUUGUUACAACUUCUCACUUUUUUCUGUGUCCAGAUAACGCAGCAAAUCCUUAAAGUUUAAUCCAAAAGACGUUGUUGAUUUUAUUGAGGCUUCUGGCCUGUUUUCUAUCAGAUGAGGUAGUGUUAUACAAAGCUUCCAUAAGCGACCAGUCAAGCAUCUAAGAAACACCCUUAAGCUGUCUGUCAGUCCCUGUUCAGGCUGAGUGCUUAUUAAUGCUGGUGAUUCCAAACUUGGGAGAUAUGGGCUGUUCUAGCCAUGGCAGGCCUUGUUUCUCUGCUCAGAAGAAGCUGGGAAACUAUUAUCCAUUAAAAGCAUGUUAUCCCUGAAAUACUGGAAGUGGUACACGAGCAGGAAUUUGUAUUUUAAGAGGAAAAAGAGUUUCAUUUAAUAGGCAUCUUGAUCAAGGACUAAGCUUGCAGUAUUGGCUUUGCUGAGCACGAAUGGGAGUGUGAUCACAAUCAUUUUCAAUCUCUUUUUUUCUAAGAAAAUAAACAUUUUACUGUUUUUAUGUA